This is a messenger RNA of Musca vetustissima, 810 nucleotides long. Its product is annotated as collagen alpha-1(XI) chain-like. The coding region runs from base 1 to 810 and encodes 269 amino acids. The transcript is spliced from 2 exons. NCBI's taxonomy places the organism in Eukaryota, Metazoa, Arthropoda, Insecta, Diptera, Muscidae. The record is from RefSeq and is a predicted model, not a curated record.
AUGAGGCAAAGCAUGAAAAUAGUUGUUUUUCUAGUGGCACUGAUGGCCAUAUUGGCGCCAAGUGGGGCUUAUGCCUCCAAAAAAUCUUUGGCAAAUUAUGCCAUGGCCCGUUCCAUUGCCGAACCGAAUGAAAACAAUGGCCAAUAUAUUGUCUACUCCCAAAAUGAUAUGUAUCAGAAGAAGGACAAACCCAAGGAACCCCAGAUCACCGAAGAUGACUUCGAGGAGGAACCCGAGGAAAAGGAGAAUGACAACCGCAAAGUACCCGAUUACCUAUAUCCCAGUGUCAUACCCAUGGCCUCCGAUAAUAAUGUGAAAAUUGUUAUACCUCAAAUGAUUUAUGGUCUGGAGAAUCGUGGGGGUUAUCAUCAGGAUAAGAAAAUGUCCAACAAUUAUUACAACACAAAUAAUCCACAACGUCUAUCGCUGCCAAACUCUAAUUUACAAUUUGGUUUAAAUUUCAAUGGCAAUGCUGGUUUUGGCAAGGUACCCUCAACACACAUGGAAAAAGAGGAUGGACAACAAAUGAUGCCGCAGACAGCAAUUUUACCCAUUGUAAUAGCUGGACAACCGGGACCACCAGGCCCACCUGGUCCUCCCGGUCCAGCAGGACCUCCUGGACCAAUGGGCCGACCCGGUCCCAUGGGAAGACAAGGUCAUCAAGGACCACCCGGCCCACCUGGACCCCAAGGACCUCCAGCACAAAGUGGUAACUCUUAUGCAACAUUGGGGCAGACUACGGGAUUAUGGUAUACCAAUGGGAAACCCUUGAUAACAAUACCACAAAAUAACUACAAUAAUGAGGAAUAA